ACUAGGAGUCUAGGACUAUAACCUAUGAAAACAAAGCUUGUUCUCUUCAUUAUUCUGCUCUCUCUAUGCACCAACUUAUUAGCUGCUCUAUCCAGAGAUGAGGAGCAGGAAGAAGAGGACCCUGAGCUCACAACAUGCAUGCACCAGUGUGGCCAGCAGCAACAGUAUUCCAAGAGUGACAAGCGAGCAUGCGUUCGCAGUUGUGAGAGGUACCAUCAAAUGAAAAAAGAGCGAGAAGAAGAAGAGGGAACCACGAUGGAGAAUCAAAAUCCUUAUGUGUUUGAUAAUGAAGAUUUUAGGACCAGGCUGGAAACACAAGACGGAAGAGUUCGGGUUCUGAACAAGUUCAGUAGAAGAUCCAAGCUCAUCAAAAGCAUUAGCAAUUAUAUUUUGGUCACUAUGGAAGCUAAGGGACACACUUUCACCUCUCCAACUUACUUUGAUUCCGAUGCCGUUAUCUUUGUACUCAAAGGGAGAGCGGUGAUUGGGUUGGUGAGAGAAGACAAAACGGAUAGGUUCAACCUCGAAGAUGGAGACAUGAUGAGGGUAGCAGCAGGCACAGUAGUCUAUUUCGUUAACAAAAAUGAGAAUUAGAACCUUGUCCUUGCCAAUCUCUUUAUACCUCUCACUACACCUGGAGAC
Molecule: messenger RNA, 642 nt
Organism: Arachis ipaensis
Lineage: Eukaryota; Viridiplantae; Streptophyta; Magnoliopsida; Fabales; Fabaceae
Source: RefSeq, a predicted model, not a curated record